GACCGUUCACCCUACACUAGUGCUUUUACGGUACCGCACCUUGCACUUUUCGACUUGCCACCGUGCCAGCGUCGCCAUGUCAGCGCAAUAUCAGGCGCUCUCAACCAACGAUCCCGCCGAAAUAGAAGCUGAUCCACAACUGCGGUCUCAAAUCCAGCAACUCCACGCAGAUCCCCGUUUUAACCGCCCUACACCUUCGCUCUGGAAGCGCAUCGCACUCCUUCUCCUAACUGCGUUCCUCUUCUGGCUUGCAUUCCAGUUGCAGCACAAGAGAUUCGAACCCAAGGUCAUUCACGCUGAAAGAUACUCGAAGGAUUUUAAAUACCGCCCAGCAGCGAGUCCUGUGAUUACGGAGAGACUCAAAGAUGGUGUCGUCCGCCUUCGCGGGGCAUAUUUCUAGACGUAUGGGUAUCGUCAAGUCCAGACAUUGUAUAUUUCAGAUAUUGCUAUCAUUCCUGGGUUUUAGUCUCGUGGCACUUAUUGCCGUUCGCUCCUUUGACCUAAUAACUACGUUCGUUAACUAGAACAAAGGGUUUUGCCCCUCCUUCCAUCUGCGUGCACGGGUACAAGUCUCAGCCAUGGACUUGAUUGUGUGUCCACGGAUCUAGGGUUCACGGACACCAAUUUCACGCCUCUAUUACUUCUGCAUUCUGUGCUUUUGACUGUGUUUUCAGGCUUACCUUCAACAGUCCGUGUUCAUGCGCCCUGAUCGUCGAUGUCACGAUUCUGGCAUAGAUAAGUUGGUCGCAAAACUUGGUGCAUAUUUCAGUUCAAACCAGAUCGCAGACGGAAGUCGACGCAGGG
Suillus bovinus is the source of this 804-nucleotide messenger RNA. RefSeq lists its product as uncharacterized. The record is from RefSeq and is a predicted model, not a curated record. The coding region runs from base 77 to 400 and encodes 107 amino acids. The transcript is spliced from 3 exons. Lineage: Eukaryota; Fungi; Basidiomycota; Agaricomycetes; Boletales; Suillaceae.